GGGCUGGUGGCAGCGAUCCGGGACGGGCUGGGCAGAGCUCCUGCACGGCUCCCGGUAUGGAGGGAGCCCAGUCCAACCCCGCCUGGCCCUGUGCCUCGGCUCCCCGGGAUGCCCAGGGGUCCCUCGUGCCCGGCAGGGCCGUUUGUGGGGCAGCGCACGGGGCUGUGCCCGUGGAGCCAGCGCCGGGGCAAAGGUUCCUUUCGCUCUCCUGGCGUUGGGCACGGACCCGGAGAGAGGGAGCCAGAAGUGCCCCCGUGCCCUGCACCCGGCCCCACAUGGAAGCCCCGGCGCAGGAUGGGGCUGAGGCACCCCUGGAGAGGUGCCCCGAGGCUGAGGGCCCGAGGGGACAGCCCGGCUCCCCCUCUCCUCCCCCGGCGGGGCGGUGGUCGGGGGCCGAGGUGGGCUCCUGGCUGGCGGCGCACGGCGGCUCCGGGGGGCUGGCGGAGCUGGCCCGGGAACACGCCCUGACGGGCCGAGCGCUGCUGCGCCUGACCGAGGGGUCCCUGCGGCGCAUGGGGGUCACCCCGCGGAGCCGGCGCCGGGAGCUGCUGCGGGAGCUGCUGCGGCUGCGGCUGCAGCAGGAGAUCCAGGAGCUGCGGAGCAUCGCUGGCGAGGGAAGAUGAUGUCCCUGCCGAUGUCCCGGAGCCUGUGGGAGCAGAGGAGAUGGCGUGCGAGGCCAAAGCAGCGGGGACUGAGCAACACACGCAGGAAUAGUGCUGGAGGAGCCCCGAGAUCACUGCGACCCCCUGAAAAACCCAGAGCCUGCCCGGUGCAGGAGUAAAUAAGGACAGCAGAACCCUAGAAGCAAUAUUUGAUCCACGAGUCUGGGCAGUUACCCCAGCCAGGCAGAAAGUAGUCCCAGAACUGAUCUUGUAGUGAAAUAGGGGAUCACAAACACAAAGGCACUCAUUGGAGUCCUGAAAAAACUUUUGAAAUGUUUGCAAAAUGACUCUAACGUCUAAAAUGACUCAGAUUGUACAAUCCAGAAUCAAACAAAGUACAGUUUGUUAAAGAAACAGCCCUAACAAGGCCAAUAAAGUAAUGCCAGGAGCCGUAAAACCUGGAAAUGUUCCGUGUGAACACUGGCAGAUUGGUUUUACUGAACUGCCCAGAGAAGGGGGGUAUAAAUCCCUCCUAGUUCUGGUGGAUACCUUUUCUGGGUGGCCAGAAGCCUUCCCUUGUCACACCAACCAGGUUAGGGAAGUGACUAAAGCACUGCUGAAUCAGAUAACACCUGGAUUGGCGGUACCUUUGGGAAUGUCAGCAGACAGAGGUUCCCACAUUACUGCAGAAGUGAUACAACAGCUUAGGAAAGCCUUGGGAAUAGCUUGGGAUCCUCACACUCCUUACAGGCCCCAAGCCAGUGGCAAAGUGGAGUGAAUGAAUUCUACAAGCAAAUUGCAGCUGGGUAAAAUAUGUCAGGAACCCUCCUUGACCUGGGUCCAAGCCUUCCCCAUUGCUUUGCUUCGAGUUAGAAUUCAGCGGUGGGCCACCAGCAAAAGCAGCCCCUGUGAGCUGCUCUGUGGUCGGCCCUACCAAGGGCCACAUUCCAGGAAACACACAUGUAAAAGGAGGGCUUGGUUUGAAUAAUUCCCUCAUUUCUCUCAGUAAAACCUUACAGGAUUUGCAGCGGGCAGUGGAGAUCUCCGGACCGACGGGAUUGGACACAUCAGGGCACGAGCUCCCACCAGGAGAUUGGGUCUGCUUGGAAGGCUGGGGAAGUGCCCCGCUCCAGCCCAAGGGGAAGGGACCUUUCCAAGUGCCAUGGACAACUUUUACUGUGUUGAAACUGGACACAGUAAAACUGUGGAUACAUUGCUCCAGAAUCAAAAGGGCCAAAGCCCCUUGGGAAGAAGUCAAGAGCUUGUCACAAGCUGUUUUACAAAAGCGAAUGGCACUAGGCCUUGUUUCAGCACCACAAGGAGGAAUAUGCACUGUCAUUAACCCCAGUGGCUGUGUACACAUUGGUUGAAGUGAUAGAGUAUCUACAGAUGUCCAGGAAAUCUGGAAACAAACCCGAAUUUUACAAGGCACAGCUCAAGACGCCACCUCCUGGGGAUUUGAAGAAAUCCGGACCAAAGUUCCUUCAGGGGUACCCAGCUGGACUCGGUAAAACAUCUGUUUAUAAUCGUCACCACAAUAAUUGCUGUACGGUUUUAGCUGGCAUCAAGACUCAGUGUUGCAGCUGUUGUAAUGCCUUACACUCUAAAACGAAAUAUAAAUAUUAAGAGACUGGUUCCCAUAAGGAACGUAGUCUCAAGCAAAGGGGGGACUUGAUAAGGACAGGAGAGCAGCAUAGCUGUGGGAAAAUAGAUAAAGGGUGUAACUCAGGCAAAGAGAAGUCAUGGAAAAUGCCAGCUCAGCUCUGCAAGGCUGACAAAGCAGAAGUUAUGUAAAACAACAAUAUUGCCCUUACUCAAAUGCGGGGCUCGAGGAACAGCCACGUAAACAGGACGCCAGACUUCGAAGACAGAUCCUGAAGAUCCAUUUAAGGACUUCUGAUAAGGGGCGUGACUAUGCCAAAUAAAGUCAAGUACGUGGGGGUAGCUAAUGAAUAUGCAAUCAGCGUGUAUGAGAAAACCUGUGCUCAUCCAACACUCGUCAGGAUUGGAGGAAGGAUCCCCCAAAUGACCAGUGCUGCAAUGAAGAGCAGCUGCUUUCUAAUACUCAAAACUGUGUUAGAAAGUUUCUAUCCAGCCGAUUUCAGUGUCAGUCUGGCGCGUUCCACAGCGCAGAAUUGCAGCCUCAGCUGGUUUUUGUGCUGCUUCUAGUUAAGUGUGAUAUUUGUGUCCCAUGUCUGGUCGAUGUACCUUGUGCUGAUAACAAACCACUGUCUCUCCAGGGCAUGCACUACACCAAAAGAAUCCAUCCAGAUGUUGACUUUCUUUCACCCAGCUCCAAUGCCCGUGUUAAAGCAACCAGUUCAUCCUUCGGCACAGAAACACCCAACACUGGAGCCUUGGAUUCAGUGACCUCGCUCAGGGUCAUCACCGAGUAUCCGACGUGUUUUCCAUUGCAAACAAAGCUACUUCCAUCCAUGUACAGCUCCCAGUCUGGGUUCUCUAUCGGGCUGUCCUUUAAAUCCGGUCGGCUGGAAUAAACUCCUGUGAUUGUUUGUAGGCAAUCAUGUCCUGGAGUACUUUCUACUUUGGUGAACAACAGAAACACAGCAGGAUUAACACCAGAGCCGCCCGGACACGUCGUUCAUCUGGUUCCUGAACCCGCUCAAGUCCAUCAAAUACCUCAUCUGCACCCGCUACAAGUGGCUCAUCAUCAAGAUUGUGCUGGCCCUGCUGCUCCUCAUCAUGGUGGCCCUGUUCCUCUACAGCAUGCCGGGAUACAUGGUCAAGAAGCUGCUGGGAGCGUGAAGGGUGGGAGCCUCUCCCGUGUCCCCAGCCCCCGGCACAACCUUUCCAGCUCCGUGUCCUUCUCCUCCCUGUGACCUCUGGGCAGCCCUGGGGGCAUCUCCUCCCUGCUGCUGCUGCUGCUGCUGCUGCUGGGCCUCCUCUUUGCAUUCCCUCUCUGUGGGUCCCACUCAGGCUUUAGUCCCAGGGAAGUGGGGCUGGAGCACGGCACAGAUCCCCAGACUCUGCAUCCCUCACCGGCGCUGGGAGAGGUGCCCAGCUGGCUCCUGUGGGAGUCUCCGCGGCCUCUGCCCACUGGGGUCGUGGCUGGUGCCUUCCUGGGAAUCAGGGGAAGGAGACGGGAGCUGGGGCUGCAUCCCUGGAGCUGCGGGAGGGCUCCAGAAAGGCUCCUUGGAGGGACGUUCAGAAUCCAGGAUGGAGCAGGGAGCUGGGCUGGAGCAGCUGGGGAUGUGCCGGCCCCACCAGCGUGAGGGCACAGAGCAUCCCCCGUGCCUGUCCCCGCUGCCAGCACCGUCCCCGCUCCACUCGGAGCUCUGGAGGUCACAUUCCCCGGCACAGGGAUCCGUCCCACCUCAGGAAUGCUGGACACGGUGCCCCAGCAGGCCCCGCAGAGAGCCCUGGGGUGGGCCGGGGGCAGAGCCUGCCCUUCCCUCCCACGGCUCCGGCAGAGACUGGGACGUGUCCCACAGCUCAGACGUCUUCCCAAGAUCACCCAGCCCGAGGUGGCGCUGGCUGGACAUCCCCGGGGCUCACGGCUCCUCUGGCACAGUCUGAGCUCCCGGUCUCCUGCCGGAUUCUCCGCGUAUUUUGUUUGGCUUGGUAAUUCUUGCGGCUGGAGUCCUUCUGGCCGUGUGUCCCGGGGAAGGGCUCUUUCCUCGGCUCUCGGCGGUGUCCAGCUGCUGCAGAGCCGCCUUUCUCAGCUCCCAGUGUGCAAGAUCCCCACUGAAGAACUGAGGCCAUCUCAGCGAUGUUUGAAUGAGGAUAUUACUGUCCCAGUCAGUCAAUAAAAACCAGCUUUCACGUC
This is a messenger RNA of Corvus hawaiiensis (hawaiian crow), 4389 nucleotides long. Its product is annotated as sterile alpha motif domain-containing protein 12-like. Bases 57 to 623 code for a protein of 188 amino acids. Lineage: Eukaryota; Metazoa; Chordata; Aves; Passeriformes; Corvidae. The transcript is spliced from 5 exons. Gene Ontology annotation, biological process: cell surface receptor protein tyrosine kinase signaling pathway. The record is from RefSeq and is a predicted model, not a curated record. Gene Ontology annotation, cellular component: cytoplasmic side of plasma membrane. Gene Ontology annotation, molecular function: protein binding.